Messenger RNA from Pangasianodon hypophthalmus (striped catfish), 6443 nucleotides. It is a transcript of the gene ephb2a, whose product is annotated as eph receptor B2a. Gene Ontology annotation, biological process: protein phosphorylation; axon guidance; central nervous system projection neuron axonogenesis. Gene Ontology annotation, cellular component: plasma membrane; neuron projection. The transcript is spliced from 16 exons. The record is from RefSeq and is a predicted model, not a curated record. The coding region runs from base 52 to 3051 and encodes 999 amino acids. Lineage: Eukaryota; Metazoa; Chordata; Actinopteri; Siluriformes; Pangasiidae. Gene Ontology annotation, molecular function: protein binding; transmembrane-ephrin receptor activity; ATP binding.
UGGCUGUGUGAACGCGGCGCUUUUACAGAUGGACCAGCGGAUUCAUCCUGAAUGAACAGCCCGGCUCUUCGUAGUCAGAUGGCCCCUCUGAUAGCAGUUAUGCACAUUAUUGCUUUAUUAUGGAUAAUGCCACCUAUCUGGGCUGUGGAAGAUGUGCUGAUGGACUCGAUGACAGCAACGGCAGAGCUGGGCUGGAUGAUAUAUCCAUCAGUAGGGUGGGAGGAGGUGAGUGGCUAUGAUGAGAACAUGAACACCAUCCGCACCUACCAGGUGUGCAACGUCUUUGAUGCUAAUCAAAACAACUGGGUGCGCACCAAGUACAUCCGGCGGCGAGGGGCCCAGCGCAUCCACGUUGAGAUCAAGUUCUCAGUGCGAGACUGCAGCAGCAUCCCUAAUGUACCUGGCUCCUGCAAGGAGACCUUCAACCUCUACUACUUCGAGUCGGACUCGGACACGGCCACUAAAGUUUACCCUCCGUGGAUGGAGAACCCCUGGAUCAAGGUGGACACCAUCGCAGCCGACGAGAGCUUCUCGCAGGUGGACCUGGGCGGCCGGGUGAUGAAGAUCAACACGGAGGUGCGCAGCUUCGGCCCUGUGUCUCGCAACGGCUUCUACCUGGCCUUUCAGGACUACGGAGCCUGCAUGUCGCUCAUCGCUGUGCGGGUAUUUUUCCGAAAGUGUCCCCGCAUUGUCCGGAAUGGAGCUGUCUUCCCAGAGACUUUGUCAGGAGCUGAGAGCACUUCAUUGGUGGCAGCUAGAGGGACCUGCAUACCCAACGGAGAGGAAGUUGAUGUGCCGAUCAAACUGUACUGCAAUGGAGACGGCGAGUGGUUGGUUCCUAUCGGGCGCUGCAUGUGCAAAGCUGGACACGAGGCAGCAGAGAAUGGCACCGUCUGCAAAGCAUGCUCCUCUGGGUUCUUCAAACCAUCCCAGGGAGAUCAGCCGUGCCAGCAGUGUCCUAUCAACAGCCGCACCACCAACGAGGGAGCUACCAACUGCGUCUGCCGCGUUGGCUACUACCGCACCGAUUCAGAUCCUGCACAGAUGCCCUGCACAACUGUCCCCUCUGCCCCUCAGAGAGUCGUGUCCAGUGUGAACGAGACAUCUUUGAGGCUCGAGUGGAUUCCUCCUCGUGACAACGGUGGUCGACAUGAUCUCGUCUACAACAUCAUCUGCAAAAGCUGUGGCUCGGGCAGAGGUGCCUGCACACGCUGUGGAGACAACGUGCAGUUUGUGCCGCGGCAGCUAGGCCUCACCGAGCCACGUGUGCACAUCAGCGAGCUGCUCGCCCACACACAGUACACCUUCGAGAUCCAGGCUGUGAACGGUGUCUCUGACCAGAGCCCCUACUCGCCUCAGUUUGCCUCGGUCAAUAUCACAACUAAUCAGGCUGCUCCAUCAAUGGUGUCCAUCAUGCAUCAGGUCAGCAGGACUAUUGAUAGCAUCACACUGUCAUGGUCUCAGCCAGACCAGCCCAACGGAGUCAUAUUAGACUACGAGCUGCAGUACUUUGAGAAGAACACAGCUGAGCUCAACUCUUCUACACUGAGAAGCCAGACGAAUACAGCUGUAGUUCGAGGCCUAAAGCCAGGCACCAUCUAUGUGUUCCAAGUGCGAGCUCGGACAGUGGCAGGGUUUGGACGCUUCAGUGGAAAGAUGUACUUCCAAACCAUGACUGAAGAGGAGUAUGAUUCCAGCCUGAAGGAGAAACUGCCUCUCAUCAUCGGUUCUGCUGCUGCAGGCGUUGUUUUUCUCAUCUCAGUCAUUGUGCUCGUCAUCGUCUGUAACCGGAGAGGCAGUGACAGGACAGAAUCCGAGUUCACAGACAAGCUCCAGCAUUAUACCAGUGGCCACUUGUCACCAGGUAUGAAGAUCUACAUCGAUCCUUUUACUUACGAGGAUCCCAAUGAGGCAGUGCGGGAGUUUGCUAAAGAAAUAGACAUGUCCUGUGUGAAGAUUGAACAAGUCAUUGGUGCAGGUGAGUUUGGGGAGGUGUGCAGUGGAAACCUGCGCCUGCCUGGGAAGAGAGAGAUCCUGGUAGCCAUUAAAACACUGAAGUCUGGCUACACUGAGAAGCAGAGGAGGGACUUCCUGAGUGAAGCCAGCAUCAUGGGUCAGUUUGAUCACCCCAACAUCAUCCACUUGGAGGGCGUGGUGACAAAAAGCUGCCCCGUUAUGAUCAUCACUGAGUUCAUGGAGAAUGGAUCGCUGGACUCCUUCCUUAGGCAAAACGACGGGCAGUUUACGGUGAUUCAGCUGGUCGGCAUGCUGCGUGGCAUUGCGGCUGGCAUGAAGUAUCUAUGUGAUAUGAACUAUGUGCACCGAGACCUGGCUGCCCGCAACAUCCUGGUCAACAGCAACCUGGUGUGCAAAGUGUCCGACUUUGGGCUUUCUCGCUUCUUAGAGGAAGACACAUCAGACCCUACCUACACCAGUGCCCUAGGAGGGAAGAUUCCCAUCCGAUGGACCGCACCGGAGGCCAUCCAGUACAGGAAGUUCACCUCCUCCAGUGACGUUUGGAGCUACGGCAUCGUCAUGUGGGAGGUCAUGUCCUAUGGAGAGAGACCAUACUGGGACAUGAGCAAUCAAGAUGUGAUUAAUGCCAUAGAGCAGGAUUACAGGUUACCUCCUCCUAUGGACUGCCCCAGUACAUUACAUCAGUUAAUGCUGGACUGCUGGCAGAAGGAUAGAAACAACCGGCCUAAAUUCAGCCAGAUCGUGAACACCCUGGACAAAAUGAUCCGCAACCCUAACAGCCUGAAAGCCACCACCCCACUUUCUUCAGGCGUGCACCUACCUCUGCUGGACCGCAGCACUCCAGACUUCUCCAGCUUCAAUAGCGUGGAUGAGUGGCUGGACGCUAUCAAGAUGGGCCAGUACAAGGAGAACUUUGCCAAUGAGGGCUUCAGCUCCUUCGAUGCCGUUUCCCAAAUGACUCUGGAUGACAUUCUAAGAGUGGGAGUCACUUUGGCUGGCCACCAGAAGAAGAUUCUCAACAGCGUACAAAUGAUGCGAGCUCAGAUGAACCAAAUCCAGUCAGUGGAGGUUUGACCCUCAUGCUUGGAGACUCUCAGACUGACUCCCUCCUCCACCAGCCCCCUUGGAUUCAGAGUUCAGCUGUAGUCCUUCCUGUAGAGAUGUCCCCAGCAGGGAAGAUCCUCAGGAGGGACUCCCACACAGCAAACACCCCCCAAAACCACCAGCACGCAGCAGACUGGAUGGAGUCGGACAGUCAUGUCUGGAGGCCCGCUCGUGUACUGUAUUAUUACAAUCAUGAUGAUUUUUAAUCGUAACAUGAAAGAGAGUAACAGUUUAAGGAUUCAAAGGGAGAUGCUGAUCAUCACCAGUGUCUAGUUCUGUUAGCCUUAUAAGACCCUUUAAAAGGGAAAUAAGUAAAAUCCAAUUAGUCAUCUAUAUCGGUACUAGUCUCAUGAUAAAACCUUUGAGACAGAGAAAGUAUAUAGCUUAGAGUGGCACAGUAAAGAGAGGAAAGAAAGGUGAAAAUGGACCAUGGACUAAUGGCACAAAAAUGAGCCUUUUAUACUCCUGUUGAUGCCAUAUGGUAAGGAAGGAUCCAUGUGGCAAUCCAAGAGGAGUAAUGUAAAAAUUGUGAAAAUUAGUGACAAACAAGCCUGGAAUACACUUUCUUUUUUAAGAACGUUGUGGUGAAUUUUUUUAUUUCUCUUUUGUUUUUUUAUUUUAUUUUUUGUUUUGUUUUUGGUAAUACACUCACUGGUGACUUUAUUAGGAACACUGUACUAACACUGCAUAGACCCCCCUUUGCUCUCAAAACAGUGUCAAUUCUAAAUGGCAUGGAUUGCAUAAGGUAUUGGGAACAUUUCUUUGAGAUUCUGGUCCAUGACAUAAUUGCUGCAACUUUGUGAGCUGCAUAUUCAUGCUGCUAAUCUCCCGUUCUGCCAUCCCAAAGGUGCUCUAUUGGAUUCAGAUCUAGUGACUGAGGAGACCACUGAAGUACAGUGAACUUGUAUUCAUGGUCAUAGAACCAGUUUGAGACAAGUUGUGCUUUGUGAGAUGGCUCAUUAUCAUGGCAUUCAAACGAUACUGGAUUGGUAUUAAGGGGCCCAACGUGUUCCAAGAAAGCAUUCCCCACACCAUUACACCACCACCAGCUGGAUCUGUUGACAAAGAGUCUGGUUGGGUCCAUGGCUUCAUGCUGUUACACUGAAUUUUGAUCUUACCAUCUGCAUCUCACAGCAGAAAUCAAGACUCAUUUACCUCAUGCUUUGAGCCAAAGCAACGUACAGCUAAGAGAGAAUACAACUGCUGUUGAGGGUUAAGGGCCUUGCUCAAUAGCCCAACAGUUGGGGCUUGGUGGUGGUGGGAUUUGAACUCAUGACCUUCCAGUUAGUAGCCCAGUACCUUAAUCACUGAACUAACACUGCCCCUUAGCCACAACCCAUAAUUUUAUAAUCUUCAGUUGUCUAGUUUAAUUGCCCACUGUAGCCUCAGAUUGCUGUCCUGGGCUGAAAGAAGUGGAAUCUGAUGUGGCUGUCUGCUGUCAUAGCCCAUCCUCCUCAAAGUUUGACAAGCUGUGCAUUUUGAGAUACUGUUCUGCUGACCACAGUUGUAAAGAGUUGUUAUCUGAGUUACCGUAGCCUUCCUGUCAGCUCAAACCAGUCUGGCCAUUCUCCUUUGACCUCUCCAAUCAACAAGACAUUUCUGCUCAUAGAACUGAUACUCACUGGAUAUUUUUUGUUUGUUUUUUGUACCAUUUUGUGUAGAGUGAAUGUUGUGUGUGAAAAUCCCAGGAGAUCAGCAGUUUCUGAAAUACUCAAACCAGCCAGUCUGGCACCAACAACCACGUCAUGGUCAAAGACACUGAAAUCACUUUUUUCCCCAUUGUGAUAUUUGAUGUGAACAGUAACUGGUGCUGUUUGUCUGUAUCUGCGUGAUUUUAUGCAGUGCACUGCUGCGUGGAUAAAUGCAUAAAUGAGCAGGUGUACAGGUAUUCCUAAUUACGUGGCCAAGUGAGUGUAUAUUUAUUUAUUUUUUUCUUUUUUAACAUACAAUAUAAUAAACCAUAUAGCUGUUUCCAGAUGAUGAACCACAUGCACACAUAUCACAGGCGCUUAUUGUUCUGACUUCGUCACCGUUGCCGAUUGCUGUUCAAGUUCAUUCGCAGCAGCCUAAAUUUGUUUUGGUGUUAAUUUACAUCUUCUUUUCUACCUGGUGUUAAUAUGGUACGUGCACCUUAGUGACAAAGUAAAUGUGCCCAUGAAUUUCUCAUCAGAUGUCAUGUUGUGCAAAGAUUGGAUUCUUCUUUUCCUUCUCCUGUACAUGUUUUCAUCAAAUUCACACGAACAUUUAAAGUGUACAGCUGAUUGGGUGCUGUUGAAAUGCAAAGGCAGCUGUUUAAUCUGAAAGAUGGCCUGAUGUGGCGCUGACACUGACACUUCACACAGCACUUUUUCAGUUGGCUUUUUGAAAUCUCUGUUUUGUAAUGAUAAAACAUUGUGAGUUAAUAAUAAUGAUAUGUACAUUAGACGAUAUAGUAUAGGGCAGUUAAUCUGCAUAGUGGCGUGUCAACAGUUAUGGCUGUUGUGUAUACAGAUGUGUUAACACAUCAUGGUCAUUUGAAAUCAUUUGAAAAAUGUCUUCAGUCAUACCUCUACCAUUUUUUAAGCAGCCAUUCUGAGUUUUGAUAUAAUCUCUACAUACGGUAGAAUUUCACUGUAUGGUUUAUUAAAGUGAGCCUGAUUGAGUCCAUGAUCAUGUAUGACACAAAACAAUCUUAUUUCACAGCUGUAAAUCUUUACAUUUGCUAGAAGGUUUGUAUUUUAAAACACACCCUCCCGUUCCAUAAAUAUGGACAAACACCUUUACUGGUGCAACUUGUCCUUGCUAUAGGGUCACUUGGAAUCAGUCACUGAUUAAUUCAUUUGUACAAAAGUAUAUAACCCAGUUCCAUCUAUUUGUUGUAAAGUACUUUACAAUCUGUAAAUCUUUUUAUUACUGACUUUUUUUUAUUUAUUGGAAAUUUCAACUUUAAGUCAGAUGUUUCUAAAUACUGCACAUUUCUAACACAAACCCAAAUCCAGUUGUUGAGUUUUCACUGUGACAAUCAUGUGUCUCCUUUCAACUCCAUGUGCUUCCUUUCAUUUAGUAAUCCAGUCUUCCACUUUUCACUCACAUUCUCACAUUUUUCUUUGUUUGGUUGCAGAGUUCAUCAUAGAGAUGUGGCAUUGUGCUAUACAUGUGAAACAUUUGGGAUAUUUGCUGUAUAUUCUUUUCUUUAUCUAAGGUACAAAGACUGUGAUGACAGAAAUACAAGGAUCUAAGCAUCUCUCAGGCAUGUCCGUGAUGUUCUACAUGCACCCAUUACUCUUUGUACUCAUGGUGCACAUUUCUGCCUUGUUUGGACCAAACUUUGCCAUCUUGUAUUACUGAGAAAGGAAAGGGAAAUUAAAGGAAUUGACCAAUCA